AAACACAGAGAUUACAUAUAAAAGACCAAUUAAACCAACUUCACCUUUCUUAAGAAACAAACAACGUCAGUGCAAAAUUAACAAGAUAAUGAUGGGAAGAUCAUCUACCAGCGACGAAAACGGGCUCAAGAAGGGUCCAUGGACUCCAGAAGAGGAUCAGAAGCUUGUCGACUACAUUGAACGUAAUGGACAUGGGAGUUGGAGAGCGUUGCCUUCACUUGCAGGUCUGAAUAGGUGCGGCAAGAGUUGUCGUUUGAGGUGGACUAAUUAUCUCCGUCCAGAUAUCAAGCGAGGCAAUUUUACCGAAGACGAAGAGAAGCUCAUCAUACACCUCCAUUCCCAUCUGGGAAACAAGUGGUCUUCAAUAGCAACGCAUCUUCCAGGAAGAACUGAUAACGAGAUCAAGAAUUACUGGAACACCCAUCUGAAGAAAAAACUGCUCCAAAUGGGAAUCGAUCCAGUCACACACCAGCCAAGAACCGACCAUCUCGACAUCCUUGCUAAUCUGCCACAACUUCUAGCCAUUGCUGCCAACAACUUAGGUGCUACAAAUCUCUUCAAUCCCACCUUCGAUAUGAAUCUAAAUGCCUUAGUGUCGCAAUCUGAUGCCACCCAAAUCGCAAAAUUUCAGUUGCUUCAAAACAUACUCCAAGUCUUGAGCACCAACAGUACUCCUACUAAUACUUCCUCAAUACCACAAAACCUUGACCCUUUUUACGCUGUUCAGCUAUCAGAAUACCUUAGGUUAAACCCUCAACAUCUGCAAAACCUUCAAGAUUUAGCCAUGAAUAUAGCUCCAUCAACUCCAAAUUUACAUCCAUUUGGGACCCAUGAUUUCAUUUCACCGAGUUUUCCAAACCUAGACUUGGACCAUGAUCAGGGUUCAAAAGUAUUUAGCGGACAUGAUUGUCGAACAAAUGGAAUUACUCUCGGGAAAGAAGAGUAUGUUGGUUUUGAAUCUAUUCCACCGCUAGUGCCAGCCUCACCUCAGCAUCUCAGUCACAGUAAUGGUGGCAACGGGCAGAGUCCGGGAGGUGAUGUGAAUACUGAUCAAUUAGGAAGCAGUAGCAUUCUGAAACAAAGUGAUCAUCUUUCCUCGUCUAAUCCGACAUCUACUUCAACUACUUUAGAUCCUAAUUGGCAAGAGUUUAUGGAUGAUGAAGCGAGUGGUUGUUAUUGGAAAGAGAUCAUCGAGCGGGGGUCUCCACCAUGGUCGUAAAGAGGAUUGCUUUGUAUCAUACAGAGACAAGAAAUCUAGGAACAUUUUGUGAAAAAAUUAAUAAUAGAAGUGUUUGGUUUGAUGGGUUGUUUUCUUGAUGUAAAGUUAUACCAUAUUAACGUUGUCAAUGUACAUAAGACACGACCAUACAUUUAUACAAAAAUAUUC
Messenger RNA from Lactuca virosa, 1387 nucleotides. The record is from the annotation of a GenBank genome assembly. NCBI's taxonomy places the organism in Eukaryota, Viridiplantae, Streptophyta, Magnoliopsida, Asterales, Asteraceae.